AUGCAGAGGCACCUGAUCCACCACAGCACCCUCAUUGUCCCCUCUCUCCCUUCUCACAUUUUUGUUCCCACCAUUUCCCUUCCCCUUCCAUCCGUCCCACAGCAACCUCCUCGCCUCCUCGCUGCACCGCGAAGGAGACGGCCGCCACAGCGGCAGCAGCAGCGGCGCCGCCUCUCCUCCCCGCCCCUGGGCCUACCAGUCCUAUCCCACAACCUCCUUGCCUCCUCGCUGCACCGCGGGGGAGACGGCCGCCACAGUGACAGCAGCAGCGGCGCCGCCUCUCCUCCCCGCCCCAAGGCCUACCGCCUCGACCUUGUUUCAAUCGCCCCUCCUCCCCACCCCGACCCCCCCACCUUCGCUUCCAAUGCUCUUGCCGCCUCCUCUUCUCCCUUUGACUCGCCUUUUGACGAGCCGCCGUUUCAAGCCACUGCUGCCCCCGGCCUGUCUGCUGGUGCUGCUGCUCCGUAUGCGUUCAACUCCUCGUAUCAGCAACCAUAG
This is a messenger RNA of Closterium sp. Naga37s-1, 498 nucleotides long. The record is from the annotation of a GenBank genome assembly. NCBI's taxonomy places the organism in Eukaryota, Viridiplantae, Streptophyta, Zygnematophyceae, Desmidiales, Closteriaceae.